This is a messenger RNA of Meriones unguiculatus (Mongolian gerbil), 3079 nucleotides long. RefSeq names its product zinc finger protein 431-like. The record is from RefSeq and is a predicted model, not a curated record. Gene Ontology annotation, molecular function: DNA-binding transcription factor activity, RNA polymerase II-specific; RNA polymerase II cis-regulatory region sequence-specific DNA binding. Bases 780 to 1985 code for a protein of 401 amino acids. The transcript has 4 exons. Gene Ontology annotation, biological process: regulation of transcription by RNA polymerase II. Lineage: Eukaryota; Metazoa; Chordata; Mammalia; Rodentia; Muridae.
GGAGAUGGCGGGGCGGCCUCGGAGCGUCUGCACCCGGAAGUCUCAGCAGGGCAGAUCCAGAAGCGAAGCCCAAAGGGAGGGACUUCCGCUAGAGGCGCGCCGCUACCCAGACCUGUUGUCCCCUGUCAGCAGUCUUAUCCCAAGCAGUAAUGAACUCCUAGUCCUGCUCACACGAGGGGGCGGGGAGGGGAAGAACCUUGGGGCUCGCCGCCUCCCGCACCUGUCCAUCGCCCGCCGUCCGUCCUGGAGUCCCCGAGCGGCUCCUGCGUGGGGCAAGGGGGAUGGCGGGAAGAGAAGAAGCCCAGUCCUUCUCUCCCACCAGGCCUGUGUGCUUCCUGGGGGAGAUGGGUGCAUGCCGCCCUGGGUGAGGUUGUGCCCGACCUUGUAUAUGUUGUCCUGGCGCCCUCUGCUGGCCUGCGUGUGCAUGAGCAGGGAGGACCCUAUAAACGAUGUUUUGGGGGUUGAGUAGGUAAGGUUCACUGGGCUUAGUUGUUAGGGUGCUGGGGACUCAGUACAGAAGGAUCUGGGGCAAAGAGAAAAAGGAAGCGGUGGAGAAGAAAGAAGAGGAAGGAAGGAAAGAGAGAACAAAGGAAGAAAGAAAUCUGGUUUUUACAGAAAAAAGUCAGCUAAUUGAAACUUGGGUACUAUUUGGCGUUGGUUUGCUGAAUUUAAGCCAACAUACACAGAGUGCAUUGACCUACAAUGAUGUGCAUGUGAACUUCACUCGAGAAGAGUGGGCUUUGCUGGAUCCUUCCCAGAGGAGUCUAUACAAAGAGGUAAUGCUGGAGACCUACAGGAACCUCACUGCUAUAGGAUACAAUUUGGAAUAUCAUAAUAUUGAAGAGAAUUGUCAAAGUUCUAGAAAACAUGCAAGGUUUGAAAAUAGUCAUAGUGGAGAGAAAGCUUCUGAAGAUACUCGAUAUGACGAAGUCUUUACACGUCACAUUAGUCCCCACACAUAUAAAAGUAUGCAUAUUGGUGAGGAUCGCUAUGAAUGUAACCAAAAUGGUAAUGCCUUUGCACAUAACAGUCACCUCCUAACACAUAAAAGGACACAUAUUGGAGAGAAACCUUAUGAAUGUAACCAACGUGGUAAAGCCUGUGCACGUAACAGUAAUCUAAUACACGAAAAAAAUCACAAUGGAGAGAAACCUUAUGAAUGUAACGAAUGUGGAAAAGCCUUUGCACGUAAAAGUACUCUCAUAGUACAUGAAAGAACUCACUCUGGAGAGAAACCUUAUGAAUGUAACCAAUGUGGUAAAGCCUUUGCAUGUAACAGUAGUCUCCAAAUACAUAAAAGAACUCACACUGGAGAGAAACCAUAUGAAUGUAACAAAUGUGGUAAAGCCUUUGCACGUAACAGUACUCUCCUAGUACAUGAAAGAACUCACACUGGAGAGAAACCAUAUGAAUGUAACCAAUGUGGUAAAGCCUUUGCACAUAACUGUCAUCUGGUAGUACAUAAAAGAACUCACACUGGAGAGAAACCUUAUGAAUGUAACCAAUGCAGUAAAGCCUUUGCACGGAGCAGUCAUCUGGUAGUACAUAAAAGGACUCACCCUGAAGAGAAGCCUUAUGAAUGUAUCCAAUGUGGUAAGGCCUUUAAACAUAACAGUAAUCUCCUGAUACAUAAAAGAACUCACACUGGACAGAAACCUUAUGAAUGUAACCAAUGCGGUAAGGCCUUUGCACGGAACAGUCAUCUGGUAGCACAUAAAAGAACUCACACUGGAGACAAACCUUAUGAAUGUAACCAAUGUGGUAAAGCCUUUAAACAUAACAGCAGUCUCCUGCUACAUAAAAGAACUCACACUGGACAGAAACCUUAUGAAUGUAACCAAUGUGGUAAAGCCUUUGCACGGAACAGUCAUCUGGUAGUACAUAAAAGAACUCACACUGGAGAGAAACCUUAUGAAUGCAACCAAUGUGCUAAAGCCUUUGCAUGUUACAGUGCUCUCCUAAAACAUAAAAAAACUCACACCUGAGAGAAACCUUAUGAAUAUAACGAAAGUUGCAAAGACUUUGCACGUAACAGUAAUUUCCUAAUACAGAAAAGAACUCCCACUGGAUAUAAACCUUAUGAAUGUAACCAAUGUGGUAAAGUCUUUGCACAGAAUAGUCAUCUGGAAGUACCUAAAAGAACUUACAUUGGAGAGAAAUCUUAUGAAUGUACCUCAUAUGAUAAAGUGUAUGCAUUUCAGAGUAGUCUCUGAAAACCUAAAAGAACACAACUUGAAGAAAAAAACAUUAUGAAUGUAAUCUGUUUGGCAUCAUCUUUGUACAACACAGUCAUCUCCUAAUACAUAAAAAUGCAUGUUGCAGAAAAUUCUUAUGAAAAUAACCAAUGUCAUAAAAGCUUUUCAUGUAAGAGUCAUCUUGAACAAGAACACUUACUGGAGUGAAACCCUAUGACUGUAAUCAAUGUGUUAAAGCCUUUGCAUGUCAUAAUAAUCUCCAUGUACAUAGAAGAAUACACACUGGAGGAAAACUAUGAAUGUAACUAAUGUGAUAAAGCUUCUUGACGUAAUAAUAUCAUAUGACAGAAAGAACAUAUACUGGAGAGAAACCUUAUGAAUGUAACCAAUGUUCUAAAAGUUGCUCUUCACACUCAUCUUCAAAGUCAUGAAAGAAUUCAUAUUGGACUGAAAGACUAUGAGUGCAUUUAGCAUGGUGAAGCUCUUCCACAUUUGUAUAGUCAUCAUCAUUAAAGAAUUCAUACUGGAGAGACAUUAAUGAAUGUUUUAAAAUGUGAGGGCUUUGCAUAUAUCUAUAUUUUUCAUCAUUAUAAAGGUUUCAUAAUGGAGAGGAAUUCCAAGAAAAAAACAUUUUUAAGAGGUGCAGCUGAGAGGCACUGUGGUUAUGUGGACUAGAUAUGCAAAAUAUUUCAAGUGUUUCACAUCUUUCUUCUUCACAUGUUCUCUUUACAAAAUAAUUAGAACCCUGUGUCUCUCCACACCCCUGCCCUGUGGAUCUUCUGUACUUUCUCCUGCCUUCUUUGAUUUCUUUUGUUUUCAACCCAUUAAGAAUUUAUUGUAAUGGAGACUUAAAAAAUGAAAUAAAAUGAAUUUUCAAAUCUUUU